CUCAGCAGCUAAGCUAGCUUUUGUAACAAUGGCCACUUAUGCCAAGAUCUUUAGCUUUGCUUUUAUGAUGAUCUCGUCGGUGGUUAUUUCCAGUGGAAAGAGUGACAUUGACGUAGCCAUAGAUGAGAUGGAGAGAGCAAAUUACUUCACCUUUGUCAUGCUUAUGAACAUGGUUCCACCUAAUCUGUUCCAAGGCAAUGUCACUUUCUUGAUGCCCAGUGAUAGAUCACUGUCCAGAAGCAUGAUACUUCAAAACAGCGUUGAAGCCCUCUUGCUCCGCCAUUCAAUUCCAUCCCCUUUGCUUUUUGAUCACCUUCUUCAUUUCCCCACAAAUAGCAUCCUUCCUACAUCAGACCCCGACUUGAUGCUUAAGGUUUCUAAUAGUGGCAGAAGGGGUUUCUUCCUCGGGAAUGUUAGAAUUGUUACUCCUAAUAUAUGCACACAUGGGUACUCAGUGCGGUGCCACGGCGUAGAUGGUGUGCUUAGCAUAGACGUUCAGAAACCCUCUCCAAUCGCUUGCUCUUCAUCAGCUGCCCCAUCGUUGGCACCCCCUAAUCUGGCUCCUCCACCGCAUUAUGAAACAUCAGGUGGUGGAAGGCCACAGCUGAGGUUAUCAUUGACAUGUAUAAUUAUUACAUUUGUGUGGGUAGCCUUGGGACUGGCUUAACUGAUGAGUUUCUUUCUUCUUAGCUAAUGUUUUCCAUAAAAUUUGUAAUACUAAUCAAAUAAAGCAGAUCACAGUCAGAUGUUGAUGGGUAAUAUUAUGUUCAUCACAAGGGAGAAAGAUCAUCGGGGGAGAAACAGAUCAUUGUUGAUUGUUUGCAAAUUGCAAUAGCGGCCAGUAGUUAGGGUGUGAAUCAGCCACGAACCUAACACAAAGUCUUGGGUCCACCAAUUUAAUUAAUUGGGUGUUUUAUGUCAAAACUUAGCAUCAGAUUUUAUAGUUAAACGUAAUUAGUUAUAUACAUUUGUCUUUUUUUUGUUG
Messenger RNA from Helianthus annuus (common sunflower), 985 nucleotides. RefSeq names its product FAS1 domain-containing protein SELMODRAFT_448915. The transcript has a single exon. The record is from RefSeq and is a predicted model, not a curated record. The coding region runs from base 29 to 667 and encodes 212 amino acids. Lineage: Eukaryota; Viridiplantae; Streptophyta; Magnoliopsida; Asterales; Asteraceae.